Messenger RNA from Poecilia latipinna (sailfin molly), 2216 nucleotides. RefSeq names its product E3 ubiquitin/ISG15 ligase TRIM25-like. The transcript is spliced from 3 exons. The record is from RefSeq and is a predicted model, not a curated record. Lineage: Eukaryota; Metazoa; Chordata; Actinopteri; Cyprinodontiformes; Poeciliidae. The coding region runs from base 1422 to 2216 and encodes 264 amino acids.
UACAAUCAAAUUUUAACUCUUUUUCAAGAUUUUUCCUGCUAAUUUUUCUGCUUUUCUAGAAUCUCAUUAUGAUUUGUGCAUUAAUUACAGAAUCAGCCUGUCAAUAAUCAAUCAGAGCCGAUUGAGGAAAGAAAUCAUCUGAUUUCCAUCUCUGGAAGAUUGAUAUACUUCAACGUAAAUAUCUACAAAAUUCAAAGAUUUACAAAUAAAAUAAGGUUACAUUUGUGGAGAUGAAAGACUUCAUAAAGAUGAAACUGUUUCAGUCUGUUUCCUGCUCUUAAAUCCUCCAACAUGGCUGAAGACAGAUGAUGAGAAAAGCGCUGAUGUGUCAGAAAGUUCAUCAUCAAUAGUUUACAAUCGAUCAGUCAAAGCUUUGAGUCCUGAGUCAGAGAUGGACAGUGACAUCUAGUGGCCACGUUUCGGUACUGCAGCUUAAACCUACAUAGACCAGGAUGCGUCAGUGUCCAGAAAAGAGAAAUUUCCUUCUGAUUAAACAUCAUCUGCUCUUCUUCAGCUACAGGAUUAUUUUAAACUUACAGACAGAAGAAUAAAAAUAUAAAGUUCAGUGUUUAUGUCAGGCAGGAAACCACAGAAACCCAACAGAGUCCGCUCCAUACGGAUCAGGAACCAUGAUGAGAGCAAACUAACAUAGCAGAGCUCGUCUGUUUGUGAUUGACAAAUAUUUUUUUAAAGCCUCCUAAUGUCUGUGGACCUGAUAUCCAGCUGCUUUCAUAUGAUACAGAUGGAAACUUUCACUUUGUGUCAUUUAAAAUUGACCUUUUAUGGACAUUAUGCAUCAGUAAAACUCUACAUGUGCAGACAGUAGUUAAACGCUGCUAUGUUAGCUCCGGGGUUUAGGUUAAUACUUUAGGGAAAACAUAAUUCAACCAAGCAGUCUGAAUACUGUGGUCUUCAGUUUCUGCUUCUCUGUCACUCUUAUAGUUUUCAGAUGAUUCAUUUUGGGAGAAAAGCUGUUCAAACCAAUCUGGAACUGUGUAAAAAAGUAAUUGGACUCACAUUCAUAAGUCUAAAUGAUUCAAGUCCAAAACCUUAUUCUUUUAUUUCCUUGAAUGAAAUUAAACAAUAUUAAACCUCCUCUCUGUUUCAUAAACAAACCGUUCUCUAGUUUCUGUUGCUGCUCUCUGUAAUUCUCCACAUAGAAACUUUGGAAAACGGGCAGGCUGAGACCCCAGUGGAAGACACGCCUCCAAGCUCUUCCUGGAAACGGAGGCCUGAUAACUCCUCCUAGGCUGCAUCCUGCCAACACGUCUCUGCUCCCUCCUCUUCAGAUCUGGACGUUUCCUGCUCAGGCUAACAGCUUCCAGGCCUCAUUCACUGCAGCAACACAUGAUGUUUAGAUCAGAGCUCAGAGCUGCUGUUCUACAGAGGAAGAAACUACGCAGUUGUUACUGAGAGCUGAAAUGGCGCAGGGAGGAAUUCGACUAGACGAAGAAAACUUCUCCUGUUCGAUCUGUUUGGAUCUACUGAAGGAUCCGGUGACUAUUCCCUGUGGACACAGCUACUGCAUGAACUGUAUUAAAGAUCACUGGGAUGGAGAAGAUCAGAGGAGGAUCCCCAGCUGCCCUCAGUGCAGGAAGGAGUUCAAACCGAGGCCUGAACUGGAGAAAAACGUCAUGUUAGCUGCUUUAGUGGAGGAUCUGAAGAAGACUGGACUCCAAGAUGCUCCAGCUGAUCACUGCUAUGCUGGACCUGAAGAUGUGGCCUGUGACGUCUGCACUGGGAAGAAGAUGAAAGCUGUCAAAACCUGUCUGGUCUGUUUGAUUUCUUACUGUGAGAAUCAUCUUCAGCCUCAUUAUGAAUCUCCUGCUUUUCAAAAGCACAAGCUGGUGAAUCCCACUAAAACUCUCAUGGAGAGCAUCUGCUCUUGUCAUGAUGAGGUGAUGAAGAUGUUGAUGGAUGGAUAUGAAACCGUCUCUGCAGAAGCAGAAAGAGCUGAGAAGCAGAAGGAGCUCCAGAAGUAUCGACAACAGAUCCAUCAGAGAAUCCAGGACCAAGAGAAAGUUCUGAGCGUCCAGAGUCUGACUGGACGUUGUUACUGGGAGGUGGAGCGAACUGGGAGAAUAGUUGGUGUCGGAGUUUCAUACAAGGACCCAAACAUUGUUGCAUCCCUGUUCCACAGCAAAGCCAUUCAACCCAACUUCCCUGAUCCUCCAGGAGACAGACAGGCCCACAGCAUCACUGAUCCUCUACCAUAG